CUCGAGAGGCCGAGUUAGUCAAUCGGUGUCCGGCCGAAACGAAAGAUCUCUGCUAUCGCCGAGCAAACGAAAUUUACCUAGUAUAGAACACUUCUUUUAAUUUUCAAUUUAAAUUGAUUGCAACUAAUUAGGAUACUCCCCAAACGAACCGAACAUAACUCACUUCUAUUCCGACGAACUUGUGCAACUUACUUGAUAUAAUUGCGAACUUCCUGUACGAACUGUGUGAAUAUAUAUAUAUUUAAACAAAAAUAUAACAUACUUUGCUAAACAAUUGUCGAAGAAGUGCUCCACAUACCGACGAUAUUCAACUUGGUCUGUGCGCGAAAAAAGUUGAUUGAAAAUUAACGUAUUGACGUCAUUACACUGCAAGAAACAGUGGCAAGCUGGCAGUAAAUAAACUGUUUACAUUACAACAUCGUCGGUCGACUUAGUGAGUGAGUGAGUGAAUAAACAUAUACAGAAGUUUGAGGCACACCAACUGUUGGUCCACGACGCCCAAGGAUUUCACAGCUAAUGAUUGAGGAGAAUCCAACGAUGACCAGGUGAAGUAUAGCAGGGACUUUCGGCAGGGUCGGAGUGCACCGCAUAUGCAGUACUUGAAAAAGCAGAAACCCAAAAAAACGACGGCAACAUUUUUAUAUACUAAAGUUACAUAAAAAUGGCUGAAAACCAAACCAAAACGACCUCUAGCAAGGGAUGUAAUACAAUGAGCAGGACCGCCCAUGUCCUGGCGCCCCACAAUGGGACUGUGGUCCGCCGGACGGAUCCUGGCUCCAAACUCAAAGAGAGCUUCCACAUGGAGAAGCGCGAUAUCGAAGACUGGCAAACGAUGGCCAAGAGCAAGUUGAAGCGCAAGAAGAAACUGAGCAGCUCCCUGACUUCCGUGGGGGAUACGGUGAAUCAGGAGAAGCGCACCCGCAUCGAGGGCAUUCAGCUGCAUUGUCGCGGCAAAUUGCGACCCAAGGAUACCCAAUCCUUUGAGGCCGAGAAGCGCCCACCAGCAGGCUCCCAGAAGCAAAUGGGAAAGGCAGAAAAAGAUCGGGAACGACCCGUAAUAAUUGGUGGCGUGACUACCACCAAUGUGAUAGCAGCACCUCCACAGAGGAUCAAGAGGAAACUGCAGGAGAACAUGGACACCAUCCAGAAGCUAAAUGCCCUUACGGAGCAACUGCGUCUGGAGGUGAAUGAACUGAAGUCCAGUUUGAUCACAGAACGCGGUGCAGUGAGGGCCUUAAGGGCUCAGAAUGACGCAGAUAGUCGUCGGUGGAAGAGUGAAGUGAAGAAGUUGCAGCACACACUGGAAAUGGCCAAGAAGAGCAACGGUAUAAAGAAGGCCAUCGAAUCGGGCCCAGAAUCGAGUGGUGCACAUGUGACCGCCGAUGGCCUCAUCAACUAUGAAAUCCAAAGACUGACUAACGAGAUUGCCGUGCUGAAGGAAGCGAAUCGAAACAAGGAGGAGAAGACCCAGAUUAUGGGGCAGGCUGAUAGACUCAAGGCUGCCGAUAUGCGGCAAUUGAAGAACGCGUACGAAAACCGAUUGACUCACAUACAGAAAUCAGCCAAAAUUGAAAUAACACGUUUGCUAGAGGAAAUAAAGACCAAAGAACGUAAUAUAGGACAACUGAGGAAGGACUUGCUGGCACUGCAGAGUCCCAAGAAGCUGAAGCAGAAUGAAGCCAAAGUGCCAGCGACGACGAAACCCAAAACGAACCCCAACGAAACGAGCCAAAAGCCAAAGAAACCCACUACGAAGGCGGCGGGAGAAACAAAAGCUAAAACCGAACCAGAUACAGAUACAGAUAUAUCCGAGCAAAAUCCCAUACGCCAGGCUCAAGUUACACCUGAGAUAACCCAACUCAAGAACAUUGAGCUAAUCAACAAUACGAAAAAUGCACAUAAAUCAGCGCUCGAGAUGCGCACAACAAUGAAGAGCAGUCAGCCGAAUGGAUUGGAUGAUGCUCCUACACGGAUGAGGGCCCCCGACGAGAUGAGGGCCACCACUUGGAUGACGACGCUGCUAGGCAGUCACAGCCACAGCCAUCCGGCAGUAGCCAAGUCGAAGGAUCCCAAUUCGGACACGGACUCGGCCUUGUCCUCGGCCCCGCCCUCCAUCAGCCCGCAGCCGCCCUCCAGCGGAUCCGACAGCGGCGUGAUUUGGCAAACACUGCAGGAUCUGGACAAGUUGCAAAAGGAAGCGGAAAUGUACCAAAAGGAGAACGAGCGCCUGCAGACGGAGGUGCAGCUGAUGAAACAGGAGCUGGAUGCCGCGGAAAAGGCGGCCAUGAGCAGUGGCAAGAAGCAGGCCCAGAUCGGGGAGCUGAUGCAGCGCAUCAAGGAGCUGGAGGAGAAGCAGUCGAGCUUGGAGGACGAGGCCAGCGAACUGAGGGAACAGAAUGAACUCCUUGAGUUUCGCAUACUCGAGCUGGAAGAUGAUAGCGAUAAGAUGGAGAGCACCUGCGAGGGCCACUGCCAGAGUCUGCAGGAACUGCUGGAGCAGUCUGCCCAGCAGCUGGAGGAUCGGGAAAAGCGCUGCUUGCAACAAUUGCUGCAGUGCGUCCAGCAACUGGAUCUGGAUGCCAUAAAGCCAGGCGAUCAGAACCGGACGGAAACUCCCAGAAGGCACAAUCCAACACAUAGUCACAGCCACAGUCAAAGUCACAACCACAGGAUCGUAGCCACAGUUCAGCCGUAUAGCAACUGUGCCACGCCCACAGCUCCGCCCACGCCAAGCAAGAGGCACUGCAGCCAGGUGAGCUCGUGGCAGAGCAGCAGCCUCAGCGAGAGCGGAGUGUUCGUAGAGUGCGAUCUGCCUUCGAAUCCCAAUCCCAUUGGCCACCCGCAUCUGCUGUUCUACCAGGAGCGAUUGGAGCAGUUGGAGGGCAAGCUGCUGAUCUACGAGAGCAGCGGCGAGACCCAGGCACGGCACUUGGCCCAGAGACUGCAGCGGGAACUGCAGCUGGAGAAGGAUCUCAAAGAGCUUGCGGACCGAGUGGAAUUGCUAAUCGAGCAAAACGCCCAGUUGGAGGAGGCCAAGUGCGAGUUUGAGGAGGCCGAGAACGAUACACGACUCCAUUUGCAGCGUAACGAGGUGGAACUUGAAAUUCUUCGCCAGCGCAACGUGGAGUUGGAAUUUGGCAAGGAAGCCCUGGGCGCCAAGUAUCAGGAUUGCAGGGCGGAGGUACUAAUCCUUCGAGAGGAUCUCGCGGCAGCUGAAACCCAACUGGAGCAUCUGCAGGCUGAAAGAAAGCAAGCCAGAAAGGAGCUUCAGGAUCUGAGAAGAUCGCUUCCAUUACUCCUAAUCUUCCGCUUCUUAUCACUAGCCAAAAUGGGCAACGAGGAAUCCUCCAUGGGAGGCAGACCCCGCCUAUCCUCGGGCUACACUUCUUCUAUACACCAGGAUCGUGAUUUCAGUGCCAAGAUGCAAACAACGGAAUUUGGCCUCGGUCAAGCGGGAUUCACCGAUUCCGGUGAGGAUCGGGAGAUCGUUUACCUAAAGGAAGAAGUCAAGAGUCUGCGUAGCCAACUGAAAGAGCUAAAUGCCCGGCACUACGAAGCCAUGGAAACAGCAGACUCACACUGGGUAGAUCUGGAGCAGCAGUACAAGGAGCGCGAGGAGGCCCAACAGGCCAAGGAGGCCAGUCUCAAGCAGAAGAUAGCCCAACUGCAAGAUUGCCUCCGGGAGGAUUCCCGGGCGGCAACCGAAAAGAUCCAGCAGCUGGAGGAGGGGGAACUGUCACUGAAGUCCUGUCUGGUCCGCAUGACCAAGGAGCAUCGCGACUUGCUCACCGAGAAUCGCACUCUACAGUGCAGCUUGGAGAGUCUAAUGGCCAAAAUGGAAAAGGAGGCAGAACACAAGAUGCCCCUGACAGAGGCUCUGGAAAACGAGAGGCGCAGGACCCAGACACUGAUGGAUGACCUCAUCUUUGCCAAGAAGGUGCAGCAGAACACCGAGGAUCAGUUGAGGCAGGAGACGGAUGCUUUGCGCACCCAGAUCUUCAACAUCAAAAAGGAUUACCUGCACAUCGAGGUCACCAACGGCGAGCUGAAAGAGGAGGUGGGCACGCUGGAGAACAAAAUCCGCCAGAUGGAGAACCAAAUGAGGGAUUCGGAGGAGCGGGCGCGCUGCCUGGAGGACGAGCUGCGCACCAAGGACGAACAAUGCCAGCUCUUGGAACGCAAACUGGGCGUUAUGCCCGAAGGCUACAGCCUGGCCGAUGAACUCCAUGAUAGUCCUGCAAAGCGGGCCAAGAAGGAUGAGGUGCCGAGCCUCCAGGCUGCCAGCCAGGGACUGGGCGUGGCCCUACUCGAUCUAGAGGGUCGUGAUUUUGGUCUACCACUCCACAAGGACUUCCAAGCGAUCGCCUGCAGUGUGAAGCAAUUGGCGGAUACCCUUCUCUCGCAGAGUCCGUCCGAGGUGAGUCUUCAAAGCAAAGAGCCUGCCAAGCCAGCUGGUUCGGAACCCGAAGGCUCCAGUUGGGCUACGGUACAGGAUGCCUCCUCAGAAAAAAUACCUGAGACGGGAUUAUCAACUGUGACUAGUCUAGAAUGCCAGGGAAAUCAAGAAACUCAAGAUUAUCAGGUCAUUCAAGAAAAUUCGGGAAGUCUAGGAAGUCAAGUCGAUUCGGAAUGUCUAGAAAGUCAAGAAAGAAAUCCCGUUAGCAGCAAGAAAUCUAGUUAUGUUAGUGUCCUGACAUCCUCAUGCCGGUCAAUAGUCCGGGAAUUAGCUGGGGGAUCAGCCCAAAAAUCUGAACUACACCUUGGUGAAUCGGACAGCAGGGCGGAUCCGCAGAUAAUUCAACCAACGGAUGAGGAAGAGAAGAAGGUCACCGCGUUGCCGUCUUCCAUGAGGCAGCUGUUCAACGAGGUUUGCUCUGUGGAUCACGAACCCGAGCACGAACCCGAGCUUAAGAAGAAAAGCAAAAAGGGGGCAAAGGAUAAGAAGGAGAAGCACCCAAAACCAAACAGUCGCCAGCGAAGAAUACAGCGUUUCCUCUUCCGUCACAUUUACCAUCCACGUACGGGCGAUCGAGCUCUGGGUUUCCCGCUUGAAAAGAGCCUCUCCUGCAGUAGUUUCUACUCGCUUUUGUCAGUUCACUCGGUUCACUCGGCCAGAUCCGGCAUUUCUAUGCACUCCCUUCACGCUGAAGUUGUUAAUCGUGAUUUGGGAUCUCUGACCAGUGUGUCAUUUGUACAAACGGACGAGCUGAAAACCCUGGAGGGGGAGGUUCAGGUCACGGCAGAGAGCAAUGAACAGGAGAUACAAGUUCAACCAGAGACGGUCGAGUGUGGAACACAGGUCGAUGUGGGUGUGGAGCAACGACUGCUCCUGAUGCCUCUGAGAACCAGGUGCUUCGUGGAUUUGCUUCAGGGCGCCGUUGACGGAUACCUCGAUGUUGCCGCCUUCCGGACCCGUCUUCUUCGCUUAUGGGAGGGUGGAGAGGAUUUCCGUGAACACCUUGAAUUUUUGCAAGACAUGUGGAUUGAAAAGAGUACUCAGAAGUCGCAGGAGAGCUACGAAGGAUUUGUGGCUGCUCUGGACUGUGUGCACAACUUAAAGUUGGCCCUUAAGCCCGCAUCUUCGGCGCUUCUGCAACAGAUCGAGCGGCGAAUCCACACAAGACUUCUGCUCUUCCACAACCACAAGGCGGAAUCGGAGUUCUGCUGCACUGUCUACAUUCCCGUGGAGAGGAGCAAUUCCACGUUGUUCAGGGCUAAUAAAUAGUAGCCUUUACCUCUAUGUAAAUACUCCAUACAUAAAUGUAAAUUACCAAGUGA
Molecule: messenger RNA, 5778 nt
Organism: Drosophila simulans
Lineage: Eukaryota; Metazoa; Arthropoda; Insecta; Diptera; Drosophilidae
Gene: Pif1A
Product: rootletin
Exons: 11
Coding region: 662-5725 (1687 amino acids)
Source: RefSeq, a predicted model, not a curated record